AUGUCGGUCGGAGAGAGUAUCAUAGCUGUCUCAAAGGCGCUGGAAUUGACUCGAUACAGCCACAACGAUGAGACCUUGUCGCGUUCCUUUUCGCUCCGAUUCAGCGACUUCAGCACAGAGGACGAAAUGAAAUUUGUCGGCGCAACUCUGCGAAAGAAUCAUCAAAUCGAGUGGCUCCUUGUUGAUUUGUGUGGCAAGUCGGUACGUGAAGAAUGUCUGGAGGGUCUCUCUCAUUUCAUCUCGAACGCACCGUCUCUGCGCAGUCUUCAUCUCGAUGACUCGGAGGACGGAUCUUCCAACGUCGGGCAUCUCCUCAUGCAAGCAGCCUCGAAGAAUAAGCACAUUCGAAAGAUCGACGUCUCUCGAAGCGUACUGAAAGCAGUGGUAGCUCGAGGAGAUCUACCGCUGCCUCUCUUUUCAUUGCAAGAACUCCAGCUUCAUUGCGUUCGCGGUCUCUCCAAGGCUUUUCCCGAGAGUCACGGCAUUCCGAACAUACGAUUGAAGUCCACGAGCGAGCAUCAUUCGAAGAGCGUAUCCAAUGUGUUGCAAAGACUUGCGAAAUCAAAGGGUACUCAAGUUGUUGAGUGCCUCGAAAUGGCCACCUGGAGUCCCCAAAUGUCCUCCUUUCUGCAGUCACCGAAUUGCAAGCUUCAAACUCUGCACAUGCGCGGCAUCGACUUUGCUCACUCCAACGGUUGGUAUUCCUCGAUGGAUGGCUUGCUGUGGGGUCUAGCUGGAAGCCAAUCGAUAAAGCUUGUCUUGCAAGAAUGUACACUGGAUGAACUGGCCAAGAAAAAGCUCUUCCAAGGUUUGCGGUCGAACCUUCUCGGCAUUCGAGAUUUGAACUUCAUCACUGCUGAGGGCUUUGCCGGUAAAGAUUUCGAGCGUCUACUGGGAUGUGAAAGUCUUGAAUCGCUCGGAUUUGAAUGCCACAUUAACAGCUGGGACGACUGCUACCUUGUGGAUCCGAAAAAAGAGUAUGUUGAAAGGGGUAUUGAAAGCUGUUCCCUGUCCUCUUUGAAGCUCUCCACGGAUUGCUUGGCAUUCUUCGGACCUGCUUUGAUGGCGGCCUGCACCUCCAAAUCAUUGAAGUGCUUGACACUGACAAACUGCAGCUUUCGGGACGAGGACACCGCCUGCCUUUGCAGUAUUCUAGAGGCGGAAGGUUGCAAGCUUUGCGAGCUUACCAUAUCCGCGUAUACGUGCGGCGAAGACGACGGAGACGACGUCUUGGUAUCCUCGUUGUUCGAAGCGCUCUGUCGAAACGCCAAACUGCACACCCUAAAAAUCCAAGAUGAUAACCUUGGCGCUGAAAUACCAGACACAGUCUCGACAUUUGUGGGCAACAUCGGCGAGAAUUUGGUUUCGCUCGAGAUCUCGCUGCUGGAAGAGUUGUUACCAUGCGAGGAGGAUGCCAUUGCGGAAGCCCUUCCAGACAACUGGUACUUGCAGAAUCUGAAAAUCCAAGGCACGGACAAUGCACUGCUGGGAGUGGAAAAUAGGAACGGCAAGCCGGUCACAACACACUCACUGAACACCAAGUUGGAGAUGUUCACGCGCCGCAAUCAAGUGAAGAAGGCCAUCUUCGACAGUCCAAUGGCCUUCACCGAGGCAGAAAAGAAGGAAUGGUUGGAAACCUUGGCGUCAGCUUCUGAGCUUCCCGACUAUUUGACUUUGGCAUUUCUUCUGUUCCAGAUGAGGACCGGAUGUUUCUUCUAA
Molecule: messenger RNA, 1719 nt
Organism: Seminavis robusta
Lineage: Eukaryota; Bacillariophyta; Bacillariophyceae; Naviculales; Naviculaceae
Source: the annotation of a GenBank genome assembly